This is a messenger RNA of Orbilia oligospora ATCC 24927, 2811 nucleotides long. RefSeq lists its product as uncharacterized. Gene Ontology annotation, cellular component: fungal-type cell wall; fungal-type vacuole. The record is from RefSeq and is a predicted model, not a curated record. The transcript has 8 exons. Gene Ontology annotation, biological process: fungal-type cell wall organization. Lineage: Eukaryota; Fungi; Ascomycota; Orbiliomycetes; Orbiliales; Orbiliaceae. Gene Ontology annotation, molecular function: structural constituent of cell wall. Bases 1 to 2811 code for a protein of 936 amino acids.
AUGCGAUUUCACCUUAUUAGCAUCAUCCUUGCCGCCUGGAGUACAGGGGUUAGGGCGGCGACAGGAAAAAUAUCUGUCAAUACAAAGGCAUUGAUACUUGCAACAGAUGGUUCCGGAAAGGCUGCAAUCGGUACCUUAAACGGCUAUGGAAUACCUUACGAUAACAUCGUGAUGACUGAUUCUGGUUAUACCCUCCCAACUUUAACUAACAGUGACGGAUCUUGCAAAUACGGAGUUAUUGUAGCAUUUCGUCAACUCUAUAAUUCUAAUUCUAAAGGCAGUUGGGUUUCCUUUAUUGGUUCGGAUCAAUGGCAAAAGAUUUAUGAUUACCAAGUAGCUUGUGGCGUUCGACUAAUUCACCUGGGAGCCGUGCCAAACCAAUGGGACUUCGCCUGUUCACUCGUCAGUAGCAAUGACGCUACUGAAAGCAACAGUCUCUACUCGACGAAUCAUCAGUUCUUUCUCGACAUAGAUGUUGCCAAGGCUGAAUUCCCAACAGCGAACCUUAAAAACCCCAAGAAUGCCCGUUUUGCUAGCACAUGGCAUACCCCAGGCUGGUGCGACGAUACAUUGUUGCAAUAUGCUUGGGGGAUGACAUCCCAAAAUGCUUUUCUUUACAAUGAGCCCCUCAAGUUGACAAAUCCCGCCUCUGGAACUUUGGCAACCGUUUCACAACCUGCUCUAGGUGUGAUCAAUCGAUAUAGUUCUGGGCGCGAACAAAUGGUCUUCUUCACCACUUUUGCGCAAUGGGCUGAAGCAUCUAUCUACAUGAACCAUAUUUGGAUUAAUUGGGCUUUUAGAGGCAUUAUCCCUGGCCGGAGACAAGUUCUUCUAGGCUUACAAGUCGAUGAUCUGCUCUUACCUACCGCUGUCUAUGCAGCUAAUUAUACCUACCGUAUCACUGUCGAUGAUGUGGUUAACCAUGCUAAGUGGCAAGUUGACCUCAACAAACGCCUGGCGGCAUCAAAUCCUGGUAGUGAGGUUUUCUUGGAGUUCGGGUUUAACGGAAACGGGGCUUUUAUCUAUGAUCAGACGGUCCUCGGACUGGACAAAAAUGGGACUUGUCCGAUCUCAGUUACUUACACUGGCCCGCAACCAGUAACCUCUCUUGAAUAUGCGAAGCCUCCUGGGACUGGUAGCGAUCUUUGGCCUGCCAACCAAACAUACAACUGGCCGGAUAAAUGCAUCUUUUAUGAUCCGAUAGCCAAAAUGUUUUCCCAAAAUAACACAGGAGGAGAUAAUAUCAACGGCGUAUCCGACCUUUUCGCCUUGGUCUCUCAUACAUUUACGCAUGAGGGUGAAAACCCAAUUACUUACGCCGACUCAAAGAGGGAAAUUACCUAUAAUCAACUUUUCCAAGCAAAGUCUCUGUUCGACAAGGCGAAAAGAUUUAGCCCGAACGGUGUCAUUCCUCCAGCAAUUACCGGCUUGCACAAUGCAGAUGCCAUCAAGGCGUGGAUGGAGGCAGGUAUCAACUAUGUCGUUGGAGACAAUACCCGGGCUCCUUUGAGGAAUCAGCAAAGUGAUCGCUGGCCAAUAAUCUCGACAGCAGCUGACAAUGGGUUCCCUGGCCUUGUUAUCAUUCCCCGGUGGGCGAAUAGGAUAUACUACAAUGCGGACGGAGUUGCUUCUGAUGUCCAAGAAUGGCUUGAUGUAUCUCCAAGCCAAGCAACAAAUAGCAUGGCGAGCCUACUUAGUAUUGAAAGAGCUACUACAGCUCAGUAUUUACUAAGUCUCUACCAUGAUCCUUUCAUGUUUCAUCAGGCCAAUUUGCGAGUUUGGCAGGACCCAGGUGUUUCUGUCAAUGGCGUGGCAGGACCCUGGUCCUUGAUACAGAUGUGGACUGAGAGUAUUCUGGACGAAUUUGUUCAAUAUGUUAACUGGCCUAUCCAAGGGUUGAAGCAUGACGACAUUGGGAGAGAUUUUGUUGACAGAAUGAACCGAGACCUAUACAGCGGGUUUUCUGUUGCAUGGACAACCUCGAGCGAUGGAACGAGUAUUACAGGGUUUACUGUUGACUCUAGCAAUUCGUCUUGGUCAGGGGAAAUUCCUGUUAUGAUUCCUGGGGAUGUUGUCAAUUUAUCGGGGGCUCGAACCUCGCAAUAUGGAACCGAUCCUUCGACUUUAUGGGUUUCCAAAUUCCCAACUUCCUUCGAACUCAGAACGCCGAUUAAAAUACAGGGCACUAAAGUUAAUAUCACUUCAGCGGCUAUUUCGCUGACUACAGCUCUACCGUCACUAACGCUCCCAACGACAAGUCUCGUUGGAUCUUUCCCGGUAUCUAAUAUUAUUUCCGCAAAGUCGACUUCUGCGGCAUCUGCGUCCCUCUCUUCCGUCGCAUCCGCCAAAAGUAGCAGUGCGAGCGCCAGUGCUAGUGCCAGUGCUGCAGCGAAGUCCGUAAGCAGCACAAGCACAGCAAAACUAACUAGCGCAAGCACAAGCUCGGCAAGGUCAUCAACUUCGAGCACAGGCAGCACAAAAGCUUCAUCAGGUUCUAGCUCUAGUUCGCUCAAAGCUAGCUCUACAACUUCCUCAGCGGCUGCUUCCUCGACUGCAACUAGCGACUCGGACGUGUCUCGCUUCCUCAACACCCUCUGUGCUGACAGCACAACCGCAGCGAGUGUCGGAAAUCUCUGUACACUCUGGAAUGCGUUCAAGCAAACCGGGAAGAUACAGAAGAGACUAGUUCUUCCUGAAGGUGCGCCAGUGUAUGAUUGGGACGACGAGGGCGGGCACCCCGAAGCAGUUCCAAGAUGGCGUAAGCGUGACAGCCAUCAAGCCCACGGGCGUCACAGCAAACGACAUCAAUAG